Molecule: messenger RNA, 3109 nt
Organism: Homarus americanus (American lobster)
Lineage: Eukaryota; Metazoa; Arthropoda; Malacostraca; Decapoda; Nephropidae
Product: leukocyte antigen CD37-like
Exons: 2
Coding region: 1250-2533 (427 amino acids)
Cellular component (GO): membrane
Source: RefSeq, a predicted model, not a curated record
AGGUUGAGGGUUGGACUGCCCUCCACCCCCCCUCGUCCCUACAAACACACUCUGCCACUUCUCCCUCACCAUGAUCCGGCAGCGAGCGAGUCAGGACCAGUCACGGGCAGAGUCUAGUCCUCGCCGACAACACUGAGAUCCCGAGUCCUACUUCUAGUAUUAACUAACUAGCGCCCCCUCAACACCUCCUCCAGUAUUAAUUGACCACACAAGUCUUCACAAACGCUCGCAAAGUAUUAACAAAAUAAAAUGAAAUGUAUUAAAGUAUUAACUGUUGCUGUCUAGUAUUGUGGUGUGGUGUGAGAGGUUGUGCAGGCGGAGGGUAACAUGGAAGUGAGGCGAGGAAGAAGUAACUGGUGGUAGUAACAGGCCACAUCCCCCUUCUUCAUCCAGACAGUAACAGCGACAACCAGUGGCAGCAAGUCAGCGGCUGCCGACCAUGACUGGAUCUGUGGGCGGGUGGCGUGAAGCAGUACUCAGCACCAACCUGGCGACCUGUGACCACACCAUGACUUAUACACACAUCAGAAGUCGACUCACAUCACCUCCGACAACACUCUAACACCAACGAAGCUGUAAAUCUAGACAUCAUUGGAUAAACGUCGUGGUGCUGCAGGAGGUUUCGAGACCAGACACAGCCAGUCGACCCCUCGAGGUCACAGAUUAUGGGUCACAGUCCUUCAGGAUAUCUGCCUACUCUCUGUCGUUCGUGUCACCUUCAAAUAUUCUCAACUCCACAUUUCUACGAAAUUACUGACAUAUAAAGUUUGUGAUCCGCCCAACUAGAAAAAUGUAAUUUCCACAAGUGUUCGAUCCCCAGGCAGUGAUAGUGCGUCAGUCACUAACUAUGCAACCUGAGAGCAAUAGUCGAAACUUCCCAAACAGGUAGGAACGCCCGGGAGACCAUGGCAGAGGGGAUCAGUAGGAGACCGUGAGUGGCGGCCGCCGCCAACGUUGACAGGUGGCGCUCCGUGACGAAGGGUCGCCAAAUAUACCCGCGGCCCGUCAUCGGUGGCAGCUGAGGGGGAGGCAGGGCGCCACCUCCUUCCAACUCGAGAUUGCCGUCAGUUAGGCUGGCAAAGCCUUUGGUGUCGCACCCCGCCACGUGCCCAGGCCAGCGUCAGCAAGUCGGUGCGGGCGUCAAGGGUGUAGGGGGCGGGCACGGGGGUCCGCCAGAGCGCGACUGUGGCUCCUGCCCGGUCCGCCACCGCUGCUGCCUCCGCCUGGGGCGGCCAGCGUCUGGCCUCGCAUGGCCGCGGUAAUGUUCCUACGCAAGGCAAUGCGUUACUACCGACUGUGGAUCUACACGUGCAAUGCCGUCCUGCUCGUGUCAGUGUUCGUCUUCAUGGGCGUUGCCUUGGGCGUGGCAUCGCACCCUUACCUGUCACUGGUACCUUCACCGCCCGCCUACCACCCUACCUUGCUCUAUGGCUACGUGGCGCUCUUACUGCAAGCGGGCGUAUUACAAGCUCUAGGAUGCGUAGGAGCACUAAGGCUCUCGCAAAAACUGCUCAACAUCUACUGGUUUCUCUUGCUCUUCCUUUUGCUGGGGGACGUGGUGGUGGGUCUUGUGUGGCUUUACCGCUUUUCCCACCUGACAGUCGGGAUGCGACCCUACGCCCGAGCCACUCUUCGCGACCACUACGGCAGAGACUCAGACGUGACGGAGGCCUGGGAUGCCCUCCAGAGAGCCGCCAAGUGCUGUGGCGUGACUGGCCCUCGAGACUACAACACCACGUGGUGGGAAAACCGUCAGAAUCACAACUCCAUCAAGCUGCCGGCGUCCUGCUGCGUAAAGAACGACAGCGAAGGAACAAUGUCAGGUACUCGCCAGGUUCCCGUCACCCAGGCGGAUCAAGUGCCACGGCAUGUGGCCACGAACCAUCGAGGGAAGCCUGGUAUUGACAAUUCCAAGAGCCACGUGCGUCUGGAGAACCAGGGCCGUGGCGUGCGUGACCGUAACUUGACGUGCGACAGCGGCGAGGACAAGGACUACCACGGCACGGGCUGUGCCGCACAUCUAGAAAAGUGGCUGCUGACUUCAGCAGAGACGCUCAUGAUACUCGGAUUCUGUGUCAUAGCAUUUGUCAAGUUGUGUUUUGUGGGUAUAUUACGCUUUGAAAUACAAGAAAUGAUUCAGAAGAUAAAAGUAUUACAAGGAGAUAAUCCGUGUGUGCCGAACCCCGAAAUUGCGGCGGCUUUAGGCUUAGUGUCGCCAGAGAAACCAGGCGAGUGUGGCGGCCUGCUGAGCUCUGGUGGUGGCGACAGUAAUGGCGCGGGUGGCGAGGAAGGCAGGGGAGGCGACACCCACGGUGACACCGAGUCCGGCGCUGCCACGCCCCUCACACAGCCUCGCCUUAACCACCUUUCAAGCCACACUGACGGCGCAGAGUCCGACACCAACUCCCACUGCGCGCUUAUCACAGACACGCCUGUGCGGCGCCCGCAGCCUGAUAAGCGCAAGCCUAACGGUAAUAACAAUGAUGUUACGGAACUGCGCGAGCUGCGCCACGUGCGCCAGACACAAAUAUGAUUAUGACCUCAAUGCAGCCUGACUGUGAACGUAUCGUCCGAGGUCAUUACCGCAGCUUAGGUCAACCCAAUAUGAGUUAUCUUAGGCCAGCACCUGACUGAGGUGGUGUUAGUACUUGUAGAGCAUGUUACACCUGCGUCGCGUGGGGGGCACCCGGAGGCCUGAAGCUACUGUACGUGUCGGGUGCUGGUGCCCAUGUCAAGGGCAACGGCACCUCCUUCCUUAGCCUUAAUUACCACCUUCCCGGAAUGUGUAGCCACCAGAGCUUCGACUUCUCUGGCGGACGUUCUGUCAUGACACGAGCAUCAGGUCACGGGUGUCCCACUAAAAAGGGAGAUCCCACGCGCGUCCUACAGGAGUGGAUAGUAAUGCUAAAGUCAAGGAAUUGAGUGUUAGACAGGAGUAAAGUUGACCGAAGUAUGUGUGUAUGAGAGGCGAGGCAGCCCCCCGCCCGCCACAAUAUGAAUCCAAAAAGUCAGCACAGAAAGGUGCCUCAGGACGGCGUCCUCGUCACUGUCACCACUCAGGGCAGACGUGACGCUACACUCCUCACCACCUGCUUCAUUCUUCAUUUUC